Penicillium bovifimosum is the source of this 2010-nucleotide messenger RNA. Its product is annotated as glutamate--cysteine ligase. Gene Ontology annotation, molecular function: glutamate-cysteine ligase activity. Gene Ontology annotation, biological process: glutathione biosynthetic process. The coding region runs from base 1 to 2010 and encodes 669 amino acids. The transcript has 7 exons. The record is from RefSeq and is a predicted model, not a curated record. Lineage: Eukaryota; Fungi; Ascomycota; Eurotiomycetes; Eurotiales; Aspergillaceae. Gene Ontology annotation, cellular component: glutamate-cysteine ligase complex.
AUGGGACUUUUAGCACUUGGAACUGCGCUGGAAUGGCCGGAAGCCAAGAAGAAGGCGGAUCAGGUGCGCCAGUGGGGUAUCGAGCAAUUACUUGCCAAUUGGCGUAGAGCACGAGGCAAAGAACGCGAUGCCCUUCUUUGGGGCGACGAGGUUGAAUACCUCGUGGUAGCACUCGACGAUGCGGCGAAGAAGUCCCGGCUAUCUCUAGCCCAGGCGGAUAUCCUGAAAUCACUGGCCAAAGACGAGGAGCUGUGGAAAAAUGGCGGCAACCGCAGUGAAACUGGGGACCAUGCCGGAGAAGAGCCGCCUCAUUUCCAUCCCGAAUUCGGAAGAUUCAUGUUGGAGGCUACUCCUGGACAACCGUGGGGAAUCGGGUUCAAAGAUCUGCUCAAGGUCGAGUCUAAUAUGAAGUGGAGACGAGAAGUCGCGAAAGCGCACAUGGCUGCGAAUGAAGUCCCCAUCACUUUAACAACCUUCCCUCGGCUGGGAACGAAGGAUGACUAUAUCCAGCCAUAUUACCCUCCAUCUGGACCUGCUCUACGCUCGCAGUUUGUUCCCGAUGAGAUUGCCAAUCCCCAUAUUCGAUUCCCUACUCUAGCCGCCAACAUCAGAUCCCGGAGAGGUCGCAAGGUCGAAUUGAACGUACCUGUCUUCCACGACAUUAAUACCCCUAGGCCAUUCAAGGACCCCACGGUCAACUACGACCUUCAUAACUGGCCAGAGGACGACGAUGUUCGCAACGGCGCAGCGAAGGAUGACCAUGUUUAUAUGGACGCCAUGGCAUUCGGCAUGGGCAGCUGUUGCCUGCAAAUCACCUUCCAGGCAAAGAAUAUGACAGAGGGCAGAAGGCUUUACGAUCAACUGAGUCCCCUGGGACCCAUCCUCCUGGCACUGACCGCUGCCACGCCCAUUUAUAAGGGGUUCCUUGUGGACACAGAUGUGCGAUGGAACCAGAUUGGCAAUGCUGUCGAUGAUAGGACACCUGAGGAACUCGGAGAAGCUCCUCUUAAGAAUGACCGGUGGAGAAUUCCCAAGUCUCGAUAUGCCUCUAAUUCGACUUAUAUCUCCCAAGAUCCUCGACUGCGUAAAGAAUACUUCGAUCCUGAUCUGGUCGUUGACCAGGAUAUCAAGAAACAUCUUAUGGAUGAAGGAAUGGAUGAGCUGCUUGCGACGCACUUUGCGCAUCUGUUCAUCCGUGAUCCCUUGGUUAUUUUCUCCGAGGAUCUUGAGGAAUUGGAUCUCAACAAAAGCGACCACUUCGAAAACUUACAGUCCACUAAUUGGCAGCACAUGCGCUUCAAGCCGCCGCCACCUGAUAACGAUAAUAUUGGCUGGCGAGUAGAGUUCCGGUCUAUGGAGAUCCAAAUCACCGAUUUCGAGAACGCAGCAUUCAGCAUUUUCAUCGUUCUUAUCACUCGGGCUAUUUUGAGCUUCGACCUCAAUUUCUACAUUCCAAUCCAGCGUACAACCGAGAAUAUGGAGACAGCACACGCUCGCAACGCUGUCCAGGAUCGGAAAUUCUGGUUUAGGAAGGACCCCUUCCCUCGCAGAGUUCCCAGAAGCACACAGCAAUCGGCAAACGGCAGCACCUUCUCAUCAGGCACAUCAUCGGCUGUGAACACCCCGCCUCCUUCGCCUCCCCUUGGUCCCGUGGACUCAGAGUACGAUCUCAUGACUAUUAACGACAUCGUGAACGGAUGCGACGACGGUUCGUUCCCGGGUCUCGUCCCGCUUGUGGAAUCCUACCUCAACAGCGUCAACGUGGACGUCGAGACCAGGUGUUUCUUGGCUAGCUAUCUUGAUUUGAUUCGGAAGCGAGCCGACGGGACUCUCUGGACUGGGGCUCGUUGGAUGCGCGAAUUCGUGGCCAAGCAUCCUAGCUACAAGCAGGACAGCGUUGUGUCCGAGGAAAUUACCUACGAUCUGGUAAAGGCUGUUGAAGAAAUGACUACCAAAGAAGGCAAAGACGGAUCAGUCGGAUGGGAGCUUCUCCGUGGCAGAAAGUUCUAA